Molecule: messenger RNA, 893 nt
Organism: Capsicum annuum
Lineage: Eukaryota; Viridiplantae; Streptophyta; Magnoliopsida; Solanales; Solanaceae
Product: COP9 signalosome complex subunit 3-like
Biological process (GO): translation; ubiquitin-dependent protein catabolic process
Cellular component (GO): COP9 signalosome
Molecular function (GO): structural constituent of ribosome
Source: RefSeq, a predicted model, not a curated record
GAGUUGUCAAACAGUUAUGGCACUGGAAAAAUCUCUGAGCUUGAAACAUUUGUCCAAACAAACAAGGAAAAGUUUGAAACUGAUAAUAAUCUUGGAUUAGUGAUGCAAGUAGUGUCUUCUGUGUAUAAACACAAUAUUCAGCGGUUAACUCAAACAUACCUAACUCUUUCCCUCCAAGAUAUUACUAACACUAUCCAGCUAAGAGGCCCUAAAGAGGCAGAAAUGCAUGUGCUUCAGAUGAUUGAAGAUGGUCAGAUAUAUGCAACAAUCGAUCAGAAGGAUGGUAUGGUUAGAUUUCUGGAGGAUCCUGAGCAAUAUAAAACAUGUGGAAUGAUUGAACACAUUGAUUCAUCAAUUAAGAGAUUCAGGUCUAACGUUACUAGAGAAGUAACGGAUUUAGGUGAAGUUCUAAGGAAGAAAAUGGGUAUUGAAGAGAUGCCCGUAAUGGCAAUGAUGAUGCCCAGAAUGGGAUUUAGUGCUGGAGGGAUGAAGGGAAAACGCGGAGCAGCUGCAGGGAAGACGGAGGAGAAAUCUGAGAAGGCUGUAUUUGAUUUGAACCUUGAAGGUGGAUUUGAUGCUGGGGCGAAGAUUAAGAUUAUUAACGAAGUAUCUUUUACUGAUUUGGGACUUACGGAAGCUAAGGAUUUGGUGGAAAAGGCUCCAACUUGUUUGAAGAAAGAGGAAGCUGACAAAAUUAUCGAGAAGAUGAAAGGGGUUGGAGCUAAAGUUACUAUGGAGUGACGCAACUGUUCAUGUUACUUCAAUCAAAAUGCUGCUAAUGAAGAAUUUGAAUCAUCAUGGGAUGCAUUUCUUGUAAUAGGGAUAGAUGUAUUGUACCAAUAUUGACCUCACUGUACUCUAUGUUUCUAUGAUAUUGAAGAUUGUGAAUCCAG